CUCCUUCCCUCACUCCCUGCGCCGACCGCCUGUGAUCUUCAGAGAGCCGGGGGGACCAUGAGGAACACAUAGAUGUCAGACGCCGGUGGACAAGAAGAACUGGGGGUUUUCUAUAUAUAGUAUUUUUUUCUUUUUGUCUCAAUUGUUGGCAAAGAUGUUUUCCUGUCCCAAUGUCAUCAUCACCUUCUAAUUCACCACAAAGAAGCUGUAAAGUUGGAAUCUUAACUUCCAAGCGGAACCUCCAAAACAAACGGAACACUUUGGAGAUGAAUGAAAAUCUGAACACGCAAUAUGAGGGCUUUAACAGCAACGGACAGCAAGGUCAAGAGCGGGCCACCUCCACAUUUGAACUGAAACACGACGUAAUGAUUAACACGGGAUCCCCCCGGCCGGGCAUCAAUCUAGACCCCCGAAUGUCCAUCUACAGCACCAGGAGACCUUUGCUUUCAAGGACCCAUCUACAAGGCAGAGUUUAUAACUUUUUAGAAAGGCCAACGGGAUGGAAGUGUUUUGUGUAUCACUUUACAGUAUUUCUUAUAGUGCUGAUAUGCCUUAUUUUCAGUGUGCUUUCUACAAUAAAGCAGUAUUCCAAUUUGGCCACAGAAACCUUAUUUUGGAUGGAAAUUGUUCUGGUGGUAUUUUUUGGAGCAGAAUAUGUUGUACGAUUGUGGUCUGCAGGUUGCCGAAGCAAAUAUGUUGGGGUUUGGGGAAGGUUUCGCUUUGCUAGGAAACCCAUUUCUGUUAUAGAUUUAAUAGUAGUUGUAGCCUCUAUCAUAGUCCUUUGCGUGGGAUCAAAUGGACAAGUAUUUGCAACAUCAGCAAUUAGAGGGAUCCGAUUUCUGCAGAUCCUACGUAUGUUACAUGUUGAUCGGCAAGGUGGUACAUGGAGAUUGCUUGGAUCGGUUGUCUUUAUACAUAGACAGGAACUAAUAACCACACUGUACAUUGGAUUCCUGGGCUUAAUCUUUUCUUCAUAUUUUGUAUACCUUGCUGAAAAGGAUGCUGUUGACGGUUCAGGAGAAUACCAGUUUGGUAGCUAUGCGGACGCCCUGUGGUGGGGAGUAGUUACCGUUACAACCAUCGGUUAUGGAGACAAAGUUCCUCAGACGUGGAUUGGGAAAACCAUAGCCUCUUGUUUCUCCGUCUUUGCAAUCUCUUUCUUUGCAUUGCCAGCGGGUAUCCUUGGCUCUGGUUUUGCCUUAAAAGUACAGCAAAAGCAGCGUCAGAAGCACUUUAACCGCCAGAUUCCAGCUGCAGCAUCUCUCAUACAGACAGCAUGGAGGUGUUAUGCUGCAGAAAACCCAGACUCUGUAACAUGGAAAAUGUACAUCAGGAAGCCCUCACGGAGCCAACAAAUCAUGUCACCUAGCCCCAAACCCAAGAAAAUAGUAAUGGUUAAAAGGAAGAAAAUGCGCACAGAAAAAGAGGAGGGCUCCACAGAAAAAAUGUUAAACAUUCCUCAUAUUACAUACGAUCAUGUGGCAGACGAUCGAAAAAAUGACUACUCAGUGGAAGCCUAUGAGAAUACAGUAACAAAAAAGAGCUUUGGGCUGCUGGAUACCGGCACUGGACCUUUCAUCAGAACAAGCAGUUUUGCAGAUGAUGUAGACAUGGAAGCAGACACUUUACUGACCCCAAUAACUCAUAUCUCUCAGCUACGGGAACACCAUCGAGCAGCAAUAAAAGUCAUCCGUAGAAUGCAGUACUUUGUGGCCAAGAAAAAAUUUCAGCAAGCCAGGAAACCCUAUGAUGUACGGGACGUCAUUGAACAGUACUCACAAGGUCAUCUUAAUCUGAUGGUCAGGAUCAAGGAGCUACAGAGAAGGCUUGACCAGUCAUUGGGGAAGCCCUCAUUGUUUCUCUCUGUGUCAGAUAAAGUGAAAGAUCGCGGUACUAAUACUAUUGGAUCAAGAUUAAACCGUGUAGAAGAUAAGGUAACCCAGAUGGACCAUAAACUGAAUCUCAUAUCUGACAUGCUUCAGCAUCUCGUUUCCAACCAACAGGGAGGUCAACCAACAAGCCGAUCACCUCACAGAAGCAAUUCCCUAAAUAAUGCAAAUAACCUGUCAAGCAGCACCCUUCCCACCUAUGAGCAGUUAACUGUGCCAAGAGGAGCCCAGGAUAAUAAUUCUUGACAAACAGGUGGAGGAGCAGAUUGACAAUGGUUACCAUAUAAACUGGUUUACUGCUGUACUCCAUGCAGGAAUUCGUUAUUUUAAUAAACGCAUUUUAAAUGCAAAGGAUCAAAUGAAUGAUAUAAUUAGACUGACUCGCUGCUAUC
Messenger RNA from Nanorana parkeri, 2281 nucleotides. Its product is annotated as potassium voltage-gated channel subfamily KQT member 1-like. The record is from RefSeq and is a predicted model, not a curated record. Gene Ontology annotation, biological process: potassium ion transport; transmembrane transport. Gene Ontology annotation, cellular component: voltage-gated potassium channel complex; membrane. The coding region runs from base 171 to 2135 and encodes 654 amino acids. The transcript is spliced from 17 exons. Gene Ontology annotation, molecular function: voltage-gated potassium channel activity. NCBI's taxonomy places the organism in Eukaryota, Metazoa, Chordata, Amphibia, Anura, Dicroglossidae.